Molecule: messenger RNA, 2058 nt
Organism: Penicillium macrosclerotiorum
Lineage: Eukaryota; Fungi; Ascomycota; Eurotiomycetes; Eurotiales; Aspergillaceae
Gene: rscE
Exons: 3
Coding region: 1-2058 (685 amino acids)
Biological process (GO): positive regulation of DNA-templated transcription
Cellular component (GO): SWI/SNF complex
Molecular function (GO): DNA binding; histone binding
Source: RefSeq, a predicted model, not a curated record
AUGGAUGAAACUCCUGUCAACCCGGCCGCGGCGCCUGAGAAUGUUCAGACCGUGGGUGGGAUAGAAGGCAGUGCAGAUGCAGCCCACGCUGGCAGUGGCUCAGAAGCGCAAUCGCGCCAGGAGUCUCCCGAAAAGAAGACCGAAAAUCUUGCCGGCUCGGACAACCCGCUGGAUGCGCCCGCCUCCCCUAAGCCUCAUAACGGCGAUGCGGAACCCGAGGACGAGGAGAUGGGUGGCACCGAGACCGAUGCCAAGCCUGACACUGAAGGACUAGAGGAUGCAGUAGGCGAGUCGCAGCCGCCAGAGCAGGCCACAGAGGGCCUGGAGGAUGCUGUGGGCGAGGACCAGCCCGCACCCAGCAAGUCAUCUUUGGAAGCUUCCGCCCGCGACCAACUCGUCAGCCAAACCCACGCCAUCAUUCUUCCUAGCUAUGCUACCUGGUUCGACAUGAACUCCAUCAACGCCAUUGAGAAGAAGGCACUCGCAGAGUUCUUCAAUGGUCGUAACCGGAGCAAGACCCCGGCUACUUAUAAAGAUUACCGUGAUUUCAUGAUUAACACUUACCGAUUGAACCCCAUCGAAUAUUUGACUGUCACAGCCUGUCGUCGCAACCUUGCCGGUGACGUGUGCGCUAUCAUGCGCGUCCACUCGUUCCUUGAACAGUGGGGUCUUAUCAACUACCAGGUUGAUCCGCAAACCCGGCCCUCCAAUAUCGGCCCCCCAUUUACCGGGCAUUUCCGAGUCAUCGCCGAUACCCCCCGAGGACUGCAGCCUUUCCAGCCUGGACCUCACCCCACUGUCACACCGGGCAAGGCUCUUCCGGCUACCGAACGUGCCGCCUCUGCUACACCCGCCAAGGCCGAUGUCAACCUCGAGCUCCGCCGCAAUAUUUAUGACGAGAAGGGCAAGGACGUCACGCCGGCUGAAGACAAGGAGAAACAGACUAACGGUGAAGCCACAAACGGAAUUGAGCCCUCGGAGCCAAAGAAAAAGUUUCACUGCUUCUCCUGCGGUAUUGACUGCACACGUCUUCGAUUUCACUACGCCAAGUCGGCCCCGACGUCAGCCAAUGCCAACACUCCUGACACAAAAUAUGAUCUGUGCCCCAACUGCUUCCUUCAAGGUCGUAUGCCUUCCAGCCAUAGUGCUUCGGACUUCGUCAAGCUUGAAGACAAGGGCCACUCUCAAGUCGCCGAUAAGGAUGCCCCUUGGUCAGAUUCGGAGCUUGUCUUGUUGCUAGAAGGCCUGGAGAACUUCGAUGAUAAUUGGGAGCAGAUUGCAAACCACGUCGGCACCCGGACACGGGAGGAAUGUGUUAUGAAGUUCCUGUCUCUAGAGAUCGAGGAUAAAUAUGUUGAGGACAUCCCUGAGCUGCGCUCCGGCGCUGUUCGAGACCCCGUCAGCCAGUCAGAGAACCCUGUGCUCUCGGUGGUCGCUUUCCUGGCUCAGAUGGCCGAACCUGCUGUGGCCGCCGCUGCUGCAGGCCGCUCCGUUGAGGAAAUUCGGAAAGAGCUGCGCGUUCAGCUGGAAAAGGGCGACGCGAAGAAUAAGGAGGCUGUGAAGGCCGAGGACUCCAUGGACGUCGACCCUGUCCGUGAGGUCGAACAGGCAGGGAAGCCCAAGGAAUCUCUUUCCACCGUUGCUCUGGCUGCCUCUGCCGCCCGCGCUGGAGCUCUUGCUUCUCACGAGGAGCGUGAAAUGACCCGGCUGGUUGGUGCCGCGGUUAACGUGACCCUGCAAAAAUUUGAGAUCAAGCUGCAACAAUUCAACGAGAUGGAGGAGAUCAUCGAGGCUGAGCGCCGAGAAUUGGAACAAGCACGCCAGCAACUCUUCCUCGACCGAAUGGCCUUCAAGAAGCGCGUCAAGGAAGCCCAGGAUGCUCUCCAGGCUGUAAGCCUGCAGGGUUCCAACGAGCAGACCAACGCCAUGCUCACAAGUGCCGCCACCGCCGGCAUCGGCAACAACUACAACUUCCAGCCCGUCGGCGCUGAUGCCCAGGCUAGUGCUCAGCCUUUGAGUGCGCAGGCUGGUGCUGACUUUAAGACUCUUGACCUGUGA